This is a messenger RNA of Canis lupus familiaris (dog), 5180 nucleotides long. RefSeq names its product desmocollin 2 (gene DSC2). Gene Ontology annotation, cellular component: plasma membrane; desmosome. The transcript has 17 exons. Lineage: Eukaryota; Metazoa; Chordata; Mammalia; Carnivora; Canidae. The record is from RefSeq and is a predicted model, not a curated record. The coding region runs from base 397 to 2943 and encodes 848 amino acids. Gene Ontology annotation, biological process: homophilic cell-cell adhesion. Gene Ontology annotation, molecular function: calcium ion binding.
UGGGCAGGGCCGGCGGCUGAUCUCCCAGGCGGACACCGGGGCGGGGGGGGCGGUGAUGGGGCAUAUAGGUGGCGACCGGGGCUGAGAACACCUAGCGCAGGUGACUGGCUGGAGGCGACAGGGAGUUCCCGCCUGUUGCGCUCUUCCAGAUGAACACUUGAGAGAAUAGCAAGGAGGGGCCGAUCGGUGUCCUUCGGCCGCGCCUGGAGCCCCACCCUCGGCCAGAGGAAAAGGCCCUUGGCUGCGCGGCGGGCGCUCGGAGAACCCGGGGGGAAAGCGCCCGUCCCCGCGCGCCGCCGGCUGGGCUCGCACUCCUCCGCGCUCCGGCCGCGGCCUUUGGCCUCCGCCUCCGCCUCCGCCUCCGCAGGGCUAGCUCGCCGGGCCCCGCGGGGUCCCAUGGCGCCAGCCCGCGCCACCCGCCCCGCCAGCGGAGCCCUCCGCCCGCAACUGCUGCUGACCCUCGCGAUCUUAACAUUUACCUGUGAUGCCUGCAAAAAAGUCAUACUACAUGUCCCCUCCAAACUAGAUGCUGAGAAAUUUGUCGGUAGAGUUAACCUGAAGGAGUGCUUUCAGUCUGCAAAUCUGAUUCAUUCGAGUGAUCCUGAUUUCCAAAUUUUAGAAGAUGGUUCAGUCUAUACAACAAAUGCUGUUUUGUCUUCAGAGGAGAGAAGUUUUAGCAUAUUACUUUCCAACACUGAGAACCAAGAAGAAAAGAAAAUACUUGUUCUGUUACAGCAUCAAACUAAGGUACUAAAGAAAAGACAUUCUAAAGAAAAAGUUCUAAGACGUGCCAAGAGAAGAUGGGCUCCUAUUCCUUGUUCAAUGCAGGAGAAUUCUUUGGGUCCUUUCCCACUUUUUCUUCAGCAGAUUCAAUCUGACACCGCACAAAACUACACUAUAUUCUAUUCCAUAAGAGGACCUGGGGUAGACCGAGAACCUAAGAAUUUAUUUUAUGUAGAGAGAGAUACUGGAAAUCUGUUUUGUACUCGUCCUGUAGAUCGUGAGGAAUAUGAAUCCUUUGAGCUAAUUGCCUUUGCCACAACUCCAGACGGAUACACUCCAGAACUUCCACUGCCACUGGUAAUCAGAAUUGAGGAUGAAAAUGACAACUACCCCAUUUUUACAGAAAAAACUUAUGUUUUUACAAUUUCUGAAAAUUGCAGAGUUGGUUCUACGGUGGGACAGGUGUGUGCAACUGACAAAGAUGAACCUGAUACGAUGCACACACGUCUCAAAUACUCCAUCAUCGAGCAGUUGCCAGCGUAUCCCACACUAUUUUCCAUGCAUCCAACUACAGGCGUGAUCACCACGUCCUCAUCUCAGCUAGACAGAGAGCUAAUUGAUAAAUACCAGUUGAAAAUAAAAGUACAAGAUAUGGAUGGUCAAUAUUUCGGUUUGCAGACAACUUCAAUUUGCAUCAUUAAUAUUGAUGAUGUAAAUGACAACUUGCCAACAUUUACCCGUACUUCUUAUGUGACAUCAGUGGAAGAAAAUACUGUUGAUGUCGAAAUCCUCCGUGUUACUGUUGAGGAUAAGGAUUUAAUGAAUACUGCGAAUUGGAGAGCUAAUUAUACCAUUUUAAAGGGUAAUGAAAAUGAGAAUUUUAAAAUAGUAACAGACCCGAAAACCAAUGAAGGAAUUCUGUGUGUGGUUAAGCCCCUGAAUUAUGAAGAAAGAAAACAGGUGGACCUACAGAUUGUUGUAGUUAAUGAAGCUCCAUACUCGAAAGAGGGUAGCUUACGAUCUACCAUGAGCACAGCAACAGUUACUGUUAAUGUAAAAAAUCAAGAUGAAGGCCCUGAGUGUAGCCCUCGAGUACAAACCAUUCAAACUAAAGAAAAUGUGCCAGUGGGGACAGAGAUUCAAGGAUACAAAGCGUAUGACCCCGAAACAAGAAGUAGCAGUGGCAUAAGGUACAAGAAAUUAAGUGAUCCAAAAGAGUGGGUCAGAAUAAAUGAAAACACAGGAUCCAUUACAAUUUUCAGAAACCUGGAUCGAGAGGCAGAGAUGAUCAGAGGUGGUAUAUAUAAUAUUACAAUUCUUGCAUCAGACAAAGAUGGGAGAUCAUGUACUGGGACACUGGGAAUCAUACUUCAAGAUGUGAACGAUAAUGGCCCAUCAAUACCAAAACACACAGUGGUAAUCUGCAAAACCGUCUUGUCACCAUCUGCGGACAUUGUUGCUAUAGACCCUGAUGAGCCUAUCAAUGGCCCACCCUUUGACUUCAGAUUGGAGAAUAUUCCUGAUUCAGACAUAGAAAGAACAUGGAGAUUAACAAAAAUUAACGAUACGGCAGCUCGUCUUUUCUAUGAGAAGGACCUUCCAUUUGGAACAUAUCGAAUAUCUGUCAGAGUUGCCGAUAGACAUGGCCGGUCACUCAUCACUCCGUUAAAAGUACUUUUAUGUGACUGUGUUACUGAAAAUGACUGCACGCUUCGCACAGAUGCGAGGACUGGUGGCGGAGAUGUGAGACUUGGAAAGUGGGCCAUCCUUGCAAUAUUGUUGGGCAUAGCGUUGCUCUUUUGUAUCCUAUUUACCUUAGUCUGUGGGGGUACUGGGGCAGCUAAACAGCCCAAAGUAUUUCCUGAUGAUUUAGCCCAGCAGAACCUCAUUGUGUCAAAUACAGAAGCUCCAGGAGAUGACAAAAUAUGUUCCACGGAUGGCUUCACAACCCAUACUGUGGGCAGUUCGGCUCAGGGAGUGUGUGGCACCAUGGGAUCAGGAGUGAAAAAUGGAGGGCAGGAGAGCAUUGAAAUGGUGAAAGGUGGACAUCAGACCCUGGAAUCAUGCCGGGGGACUGGGCAUCAUCACACCCUGGAUUCCUGUAGGGGAGGACAUGUGGAGGUGGACACCUGCAGAUACACCUACUCCGAAUGGCAUAAUUUCACUCAGCCCCGCCUUGGUGAAGAAUCCAUUAGAGGACACACUCUGAUUAAAAAUUAAACAAUGAAAGAAGGUGCAACUGUGUAAUCAAGAUGACAAGCAUAAGCAUGCUCAAGACUAUGUCCUUACAUAUAACUAUGAAGGAAAAGGAUCCGUGGCUGGUUCUAUAGGUUGUUGCAGUGAACGACAAGAAGAAGAUGGGCUUGAAUUUUUGGAUCAUUUGGAACCCAAAUUUAGGACACUAGCAGAAGCAUGCAUCAAGAGAUGAGUGUAUUCUGAUAAAUCUACAAAAUCCAGUGACUUUAUCUCCUUCCAACCACCACUUUUUUCAUUACCAGCCAGAUUUAAAAAAAAAAAAUACAAGAUGUUAUGUUUUGGGUUUUCCCCUCUUUAUUUUGAUGGGAUCUCUUUAGCCAAAUGCAUGUUUACAAGAUAAUGCUAUAAAUAUGUAUCCAAAUUUCCCAAGUUUUACAAAGUUAUUUAUUAGUGUCUUCCAUCCAAGGAGACCUACAGAUAGGAAAAUUAAGGAAGUCUGCAUUAUUGUUUACAUUUGAGUCUAAUGAUAAUAACCACUUUAUAGUGCAAUAAAAUGUAAUGAAUUCAAGUGUAUGUCAUACACUACUUAAAGUAUGACCUAAUAGAAAAUUGUCAAGAACUUGCUUUAAUAUUAUUUUCACUUACCUAAUUAGUUAAUCGUGUGGUGCUUGAAAACUGCCAUUCUCCUAAACAUUAUAAAAUGUAUAUUGCAUUCUUGAUAAUGUUUUCUUCUUACAACAUUACCUUUCUUUUUAAUGCAAAGAGAGAGUCCCAGGCAGGCAUUAACUAUUAAUACAAUUCCAUUUUGGUGGAGUUUAGUUUCUAUGUUUUAUUCUAUAUAAAAUCCUGCACUGAGUCUAUGUUUCUUUCUUAACCUCUCUUGUCAGCAAAAUUUAAGUUUAAAAACUGCUAGAAUGUAUUUUUACUUCUGCAUGGUUUUGGUCCUUGAUAUCUCUCUCUCUAUAUAUAUAUAUAUGUGUGUGUGUGUGUGUGUGUGUGUGUGUACUCCUCUCUCUCUCUCUCUCACUAUCUUUCUCUUCUCUUUAUUUUUUAAAUUUCUACUUGGGUUGGAGAGUCUAGUAUUUUAAAAAGCCAUCUCUCUUCUCUUCUAAAGUGAGUGAUUCUGUUUGUGUUUUAUGUAAGUGUAGUAAUCUCUGUUUAUCGGAGUAAUGUUAUAAUGUUGACGUUAUUGUUUCAGAUAUCUUGGUCAUUGCUUCAUUAUUUCCUCAACAAAAGAACUUUAACUUUGCCAUUGAAAAUGUAAAAAUAAGUCAUGCUUUUAUUAGAUGCAAUAUUCUAUGUUAACAAAAGGGUAUUUAAAAUUAGCAUAUGUGCGGUUAGUAUAUAAUAGCAUAUUUACAGUUUAUAUCUUCAAUGCAAGGGUAUAGUUUUUAAAUGAGAAAUAAUGAUGGUUUUGAAAUAAGCUUUGAGGUACAGGGAUUGUGAAAGUUCUCCAGGAAUAAGUAUUUUACAACUUUUUAGAUGAACUGCCUAGUCAUAUCUAUCAGAGUUUUUUUGUUUCAUAUUUUAAGAUUACAGUUUUUAACAAAUGUAGUAUGGGCCAAUCUAUUUAUAUUUUGAAACAAUAAGACAAAAUUAAACUUAACAGCCAACCAAAUUUCAGACCAUGUUUCACAGCUGAUUUCAGCUAAUGAAUUUUUUAUGUAUACUAACUCCAUGGACAUUUUAAAUGUAUUUCUGAUAGUUACAAUUGUUAAUAAUGUGCCUAUCUAAAAUUCACAAGUUUGGCUUGUAACAAUUAUUUUUAAAGGUUAACAUUGGGUAAUUUUCCAUUAUCAAUUUAUCUUUUUAAUAGUUUUAUUAUUGUUCGGUCAAAAUACUAUUUCUCAAAGUUUUAAAUAAAUCAUGUCCACAAUGUGUGUAUUACUAGUUAUGAGAAAGUAAAUCAAGUAGUUUUAAAAUAUUAGUGUGAGUUUGUUAAUCAUGUGUCUGAUAUGACCUUAUAAGAUUGCAUUUGUUUUACUUUGAGAAAUGAGUCUGUUCUUUAGAAUCGUGUUCUACAUUUUUUAGAAUUUUAGAGUUUGAUGUGGAGAGAUCACUGGUCCAUUGUUAUCACCAAAUGUAUAUAAUUUUGCUAUUCUAAAGGUUGUGAUGCUACGGGAUAUUGGUUACAUAGUUUCUCUGUGUCUGUGUGUUUUUUUUCAAAAUUUCAUCAUAAAAUGGGGGAUGGUAAUAUAAUUCCUUUCCUAGGGUGACUGUAAGACAUUGGAAUAAAAAAUAGCUUUUAAGCAUGAAAUUCA